AUGGGUCACGCAUCCCUGUCGGGUGUACUGACUGCACCUGUACCUCUGGUCACUUUCGAUGACAGUGGUCCAGACUCCGCCCUCCACUUCCUGUGCCACGAUGGAGACGUCAACAAACCCAGGUAUGACCACUUGGUGGCGAUAGAGCGCAGCGGCCGGGCUUCAGAUGGGAACUACUACAACAUGAGAGGAAUCAACAUCAAACAUCUGGUGGACCCUAUCGACGACCUGUUUGUCGCAGCCAAUCAGAUCCCUGGGAUUUUAACCACUGGGAUUGGCGAUGGUGGGAACGAGCUGGGAAUGGGAAAACUUAAGGAGAAAGUGAUCAGUUACAUGCCCAAAGGAGAUAUGAUCGCCUGUGACGUCCCUGCAGACUUUGCUAUCACAUGUGGAGUGUCUAACUGGGGCGGCUACGCUGUGGCCUGUGGCUUGUACUUGCUGCAGACCUGCUCAUCACAUCAGCGAUACUUAAAUAAGGGCCGGACGCCAACUGAGACCCAGGAGAAGACCCAGACUUGGAACACUGGACUGCCCUCAGUGCACAAGGAGGAGGCUUUUCUGUCCACGCUGGUGCGCUUCGGCGUGAGGAGUGGGAAAACUGGAAAUCUGGGGAUGGAGGUGGACGGGCUGAUGUUUCACCCCACACAUUCACACCUGAUUACAAGACUUCUGCAGGCCACUCACUCCAAUUGA
This is a messenger RNA of Knipowitschia caucasica, 693 nucleotides long. Lineage: Eukaryota; Metazoa; Chordata; Actinopteri; Gobiiformes; Gobiidae. The record is from the annotation of a GenBank genome assembly.